Messenger RNA from Talaromyces rugulosus, 1401 nucleotides. RefSeq lists its product as uncharacterized. The transcript has a single exon. Lineage: Eukaryota; Fungi; Ascomycota; Eurotiomycetes; Eurotiales; Trichocomaceae. The record is from RefSeq and is a predicted model, not a curated record. Gene Ontology annotation, molecular function: oxidoreductase activity. Bases 1 to 1401 code for a protein of 466 amino acids.
AUGUUCCCACGAUUCUGGCAGCUUGCUGGGCUGGCAGCGACGGCUGCGGUCGCCCUGUCCGUUGACGAGAGCGACUUUGCCCCUGAAGACAUCAUCACACGCGACGUCUGCAUUCUCGGAGGAGGAGCAACAGGAACAUAUGCUGCCAUUCAGCUCAAAGACCAAGACCGCAGUGUGGUUUUGGUAGAACGCAACGGCCAGUUGGGCGGCCAUUCUGAAACUUUUUACAUCGGCGAUAGUUAUAUCAACUACGGCGUCGAGGGCGUUUUCAAUGACCACACCUCGCGAAAGUUUUUCAACCGGCUGGGUGUCCAGUCGAAGCCACUCUUCCCGGAUACGUUGAUCGACAAGUAUGCCAAUUUCCAGACCGGCGAAGAAGUCGAGUCUCCCUCUGGCCUUUUAACCACAGUAGCUGCGGCGCUUUUGUAUCGAGCUGCGAUCGGACCAUACACCACUCUCGAACGCGGGGUUUAUUAUCUGCCAGACCCGGUCCCCGAAGAGCUCCUCGAGCCAUUCAGCACGUUUGUCGAAAAACAUGCUCUGCAAGGAGCAUUGCGCUUGAUCUUCAUGUUUGUCCAGAAUGUCGGCAAUAUUUUGGAUGCACCUACCAUAUACAUCAUUCAGAACUUUGGCAUCCCGCAUGUCAAUGCUCUUCUCGAAGGUUACAUAACCCCAACAAACGGCAUGGUUGAGCUGUACCAGAGUGCUGCUGGCGUUCUUGGUGAGGAUGUUUUGCUGCACACUACCGCCGUGGAAACCAACCGGUCGGACUCUGGCGUGAGCCUUGUUGUUGAGAACCACGCCGACGGUAGUAAAAAGUUGAUACACGCCAAGAACCUCCUGGUGACCUUCCCUCCGCUGGUCCAGAGCUUAACGGGAUUUGAUCUGGACACGACGGAAACCGGCCUGUUUGAGAAAUGGCACUGGAUGACCUACUAUGUCGCCGUUGUCAACAACACGGGAGCCCCGGACAAGGUCACUGUGGCUAAUAGCCAUCCUGCGAACGGGCCCGGCGCGCUACCGCACACACCAUUCGAAUGGCAGUUUGAAUACAUGGGGGUUCCGGGCUACUUGACUAGCAAGAUCAUUGCCAACUCCAAUUUCACUGACCAGGACGCAAAGGAUCUGGUCCUUUCUGAUGUCCAACGGUUGCGCGAUGCGGGGACGUUCUCCAACGACACCGCAGAAGACCCGAGCAUUGUUGCUUUUGGCAGUCACUCGCCCGAGACCUUGAUUGUUACCACCGACGAUAUUCGCAACGGGUUCUACCGGAAGCUGUACAACCUGCAGGGCCGACGGAGUACCUUCUACACCGGAUUGACGUUCUGCACUGAUUACUCGUCUCUGCUGUGGGCUUACACCGACACAGUGAUCGAGUCGAUGUUUGGGACAUCUUCAUAA